GUGCAGCGGCAUGGCGGCGGCCGGCAGCGUGGCGGCGGCGCUGUACGAGGCGGGCGCCCUGCGCUUCGGCGAGUUCGUGCUGAAGAGCGGCAGCACCUCCCCCGUCUACGUCGACCUGCGCGGCCUCGUCUCCCACCCGCGCCUCCUGCGCCAGGUGGCAGCUCGUCUCUUUCAGACAGCCAAAGAUGCUGGUCUCAAGUAUGACAGCGUGUGUGGUGUUCCGUACACAGCACUGCCCUUGGCCACCAUUAUCUGCUCAGAAAAUCAGCUUCCAAUGCUUAUACGGAGGAAGGAAGCAAAAGGCUAUGGUACUAAGCGGUUGGUUGAAGGCACCAUUAAUCCAGGAGAAACCUGCUUGAUCAUUGAAGAUGUGGUAACAAGUGGAUCUAGUGUGCUGGAAACUGCAGAAGUUCUUCAGAAAGAAGGACUAAAGGUCACGGAUGCCAUCGUGCUGCUGGACAGAGAGCAGGGUGGGAAAGCCAGGUUAGAGGAACGUGGAAUUCACCUGCACUCUGUCUGCACAUUGUCCGGGGUGUUGGAGAUUCUUCAGCAGCAGGGAGAAGUAGCUGUUGAGGUGGUUGAAAAUGUGAAGAAGUUCAUUCAGGGGAAUAUGUUUGAGCCACUGGCUCAGAAUGGCUCUGCCCCUUUGAAGAGACUGUGCAAAGAGCUGAGCUUCAGCGCCCGUGCCAAGCUGCCAGGGGUGCAUCCUGUUGCAGCCAGGCUUCUCACCCUUAUGGAGAAGAAGCAAACAAACUUGUGCCUUUCUGCUGAUGUAACCAACUGCAAGGAGCUGCUGCAGUUAGCUGCCAGCCUAGGCCCCAGCAUUUGUAUCCUGAAGACUCAUAUAGACAUCCUGGAUGAUUUCACCCAAGAGGUAGUAAAGGAGUUGAGGACACUUGCAGAUCAACAUGAAUUCUUGAUUUUUGAAGACAGGAAAUUUGCAGACAUUGGAAACACGGUGAAACAUCAAUAUGAAGGUGGUGUAUUCAGAAUUGCGUCCUGGGCAGACGUUGUUAACGCCCAUGUGGUUCCAGGCUCUGGAGUAGUGAAAGGUCUGAAGGAAGUAGGUCUUCCCCUCCAGCGUGGCUGUCUUCUGAUUGCUGAGAUGAGUUCUGAGGGGUCUCUUGCAACAGGUGCAUACACAAAAGCUGCAGUUCAGAUGGCUGAAGACAACUCAGAUUUUGUCUUUGGAUUCAUAUCUGGAUCCAGAGUUAGUAACAAACCAGAAUUUCUUCACUUAACUCCAGGGGUGCAGCUGCAAACUGGAGGUGAUCACCUUGGACAGAAGUACCUAAGCCCCAAGGAAGUUAUUAGUGAAAAAGGCUCAGAUAUCAUUAUCGUGGGACGUGGCAUCUUGUUAGCUUCAGACCAUCUUCAAGAAGCGGAGAAGUACAGGAAGGCAGCUUGGGAGAGCUACAUAAGCAGACUUGGUAUUCAUGCAGAAGACUGAAAGCAGGCCACUUCCCUAGGCAAUAAGCAAAGCUGAUGAAGCUGCCAUCGUCAUGAGACUUCCAUUUAAAUACACAGGCACUUCAGCCAGCAGAAAACUGCCCUUUUGGAGAGAAAUUUGUUACUAAAUAACUUGGGUUUUGUUGUACACAGAUAAAGUUGUACGUGCCAUGGUUGGUUAGUUGGUAUGCUUUUUUAAAUGUUUGGAUGUAUGAAACCAAACCUUCAUGCCCAAUUCCUAGCCUUAAUAGCUUUUCUCUGCUUAAAAACCUUGCACAAAACACUCCAAGGGUUUUUUGUUUUGCUGUUGUUUUUCUUUCUUUUCUCUGCCCUUGCAGUCCUUCUGUCUGUGGAAAUAGUAAUUCACUGUUCUUAAUAAACUUCACCUGCCUACCUAAGACCUGCUGCCUGACUAAUGGAUUACUCACUUUCCAGGGAGCAGCAAGUAUGGGUCUUAAUCCCACAUUGAAAUUGAAUCAUAUGUUGCUUAAUAAGCACUCUCUUGGUAUGGUUUUCCUUUUAUUGGCUCUAUAGGUCUUCCUUCUGUGGCAGUGUGAAAUACUGUGUUCAGAACCCUAGUAUUACAAAAAGUCAUCUUAAUGUGUUUGUGACUGCAGGAAUGGGUUGUGAUUCUUGUUUACAGGAGCUACAGAGAAUUUGUCAGAGCAACUACUUGUGUUCUUAAUUACAGUGAAGCUAUAAAGAGCUCUGUUAAUGAGAAACAAAAAUACACUUUCUGUUAAUUGACUUUCUCUGACAAUAGAAGGAAUGCUUCCAGGGAUUGCUUUUCAUUCUUCCUAUUGAAUAAAGAGAUUCUUGUA
Molecule: messenger RNA, 2270 nt
Organism: Pogoniulus pusillus (Red-fronted tinkerbird)
Lineage: Eukaryota; Metazoa; Chordata; Aves; Piciformes; Lybiidae
Gene: UMPS
Product: uridine monophosphate synthetase
Exons: 6
Coding region: 11-1450 (479 amino acids)
Biological process (GO): 'de novo' UMP biosynthetic process; 'de novo' pyrimidine nucleobase biosynthetic process
Molecular function (GO): orotidine-5'-phosphate decarboxylase activity; orotate phosphoribosyltransferase activity
Source: RefSeq, a predicted model, not a curated record